Musca domestica (house fly) is the source of this 1161-nucleotide messenger RNA. RefSeq names its product farnesol dehydrogenase. Bases 179 to 928 code for a protein of 249 amino acids. The record is from RefSeq and is a predicted model, not a curated record. NCBI's taxonomy places the organism in Eukaryota, Metazoa, Arthropoda, Insecta, Diptera, Muscidae. The transcript has 2 exons.
GCUUUUCUCAUAUCAUACCAUAUAAAUGUAAGCAAAAACAAAAGGUAAAGCUUUGUUUAUUUCACAACAAUCGCAAACAAAACAAACACUCCAAACAAAAUCGUACAAAAGUUAUCUCCAAAAUUUAGUCUGAUAUUUAACUCCGAACAGAGAAAACAGUAACGCUUAAAUUAAAAAAAUGGAGCGUUGGCAGGAUUGUGUCGCUGUUGUAACAGGUGCGAGUUCAGGCAUUGGAGAAGCGAUUGUUAAAGAUCUUUUAAAAGCUAAGGAAAAUAUCAUAGUAGUCGGUCUAGCACGUCGCCUGGAACGCAUGGAGGAUUAUAAGGCAAAAUUGCAAAGUGAUCAAAAAUCGAGAUUUCAUCCAUUAGAAUGUGAUGUUUCAAGUAAAGCUUCUGUUGAUCAGGCUUUUGAUCAUAUCAUUUGUCAGUUGGGCAGAGUUGACAUUUUAGUCAACAAUGCGGGAAUUUUUAAAUUAGGCCAGCUAAGCACAAUAGAUGCUGAAAUACCACAGCAGGUGCUACAAACAAAUGUAAUGGGGGUGUUCUAUUGUACACAACGAGCUUUUAAAUCGAUGAGGGAACGUCAGUUUGAUGGUCAUGUAGUUAUUAUAAAUAGCAAUUUAGGGCACAAGAUUCCAUCGAGUGGCGAUCAACCGCCAUACAUGAAUAUGUAUGGUCCAAGCAAAUAUGCUGUUACAGCAAUGACCGAGUUGUACCGCCAAGAAUUUAAAGGUCUCGGAACGAAAAUUAAGAUAACGAGUAUUAGUCCCGGUCUAACGGCUACGGAAAUUGUGCCUGAAGAAUAUCGUAGUGGAAAGUAUCCUAUAAUGCAACCUGAGGAUAUUUCGUCUUGUGUCAUGUUUACAUUGUCCACGCCAGCUCGUAUGCAAAUACAUGAAAUGCUUGUUGAACCGAAUGGAGCACCUUAAUCAAAUAUAUAUUGCGAAUUGUUUAAGGCGUAUUUUUAUUGACCAGAAUAUUAGGCCACAUUGAUAUUAUAAAAAUAGUUCAAUCGAGAUAUAUUUGUCACUUAUUGAUAUGCAUUUUAUACCAAAGAAAUAUAUCAGUUACUUUACAUACAAGAAUCUUUAACUUGUGCAACAUUUUACUCAAAACGAAAAAGCAGCACCAUUCUAAGGAGAAACAUCAAGUGUAAACCCUC